Erigeron canadensis is the source of this 446-nucleotide messenger RNA. RefSeq lists its product as uncharacterized. The coding region runs from base 62 to 409 and encodes 115 amino acids. The transcript is spliced from 3 exons. Lineage: Eukaryota; Viridiplantae; Streptophyta; Magnoliopsida; Asterales; Asteraceae. The record is from RefSeq and is a predicted model, not a curated record.
UAAUCCAAUCAGAAAGGGAGUAAAAUACUGGGUGACUGCAUCAUUGAAGAAUUAUUACUGAAUGGGAAAGUCUCGAUUCAAGAACGAAUCGUUCGUUAAAAAAGGAGGUGUAAAAAGUGUAGGCAAUAUUCGGGCAAACCCUCCUGCUGGUAUAGACCCCCAAGAUUGGAACAAGCAUGUAGACUUCUUCGUGAGUGAGGGCUCCGUGCGUAGGUCCCAAGUAAAUAAGGCGAACAGGGCUCUCCAAUCGGAUAUUCCGGCGCAGAGUCGUACAUCAUUUGCUCAGAGGCAACGUGGGAUUUUUGGGCCAAUUACUGCAUACCCAAGCUUAUUCGCUACUUGGGCUGAGUCACGUCAACAUGAGGAUGGGUCGUGGACAAGUGAGCUCAGGGCUAAGCAGCAUACAUAGAAUACAAGUCUGCAAGCACACGGUAGCCCACAACUGG